AUGUCCUGUCCAACAAAGGAGGAAGUCGAGGCCGCCGUCGCCGAAAAUGAAGAGACCAAGAAACAGGCCUAUGAGACGCGAAUGGAGAAGUUGAAGUUGCUGGACCAGCAAACUCGUGUACCUCACCUGCUGAUCGAGCUGAGAUCGUUGGGCUUCGUCGAGAUACAAGGGAAGAAUACGGGCGGCAUCUACGACAAGCUCAGCAACUGGUUGAAAAAGAAUUGGCGCGCUACUGACAAGGUAAUGGGCCUGGUCAGGAAAGCCAGCGACGAACAGUCGUGCUUCUGCUGCGGCUACUACGUCACCUAUGGGGUGGACAAACUCCAGGAUCACCAGAAACUCUGCGACCGCGCCUGGCAGCUUGGAGAGCCGAAGGAGAAUGGCGUGCCGUCUGGCAACAACACCUACAAGGCGCGUGGAGAUGAGGGGGAGAACAACAUGGGCAAGCUGACCAUGAAAUUAGCCCAAUUCAUGACCAACGAGUGCGGUUGGACCCUGCAGGUCUGUGAUGCCGGCAAUCUGGGAUAUUCUGGCGAGAUCCGAGAGCAGCAGCUGAAGUUCAAGGCGCCUCACCCACUGAACCUCGUGUCCCCGCUGGUGAUGAUCGAGCUGCGGCAGGUCGGAUACAUCGAGGUCAACGGGAGCAACUCCCAGGAAAUCUUCGACAAGCUGGGCAGCUUUUUUGCCAGCAAGUGGCAAGCGAAGCAGGUGAAGGCAGAUCCUGACUACUGCGACUUGAAGUAUAGGACCGACACCUUCAAGAAGCGUGGUGGUGAGGGAGAGAACAACAUGGGCCAGCGCACGAUGGAGCUAGUGGACUUCAUGGUGAAGGAGUGCCAGUGGACCAUGGUCACCUGCAACGGCGGCAACUUUGGCCGCAAGGGCGACAAGCGCGAGCAGCAGCUGAUCUUCCGCAACGACGAGUUCGUGCAGCAUGGCGCGGACCACAUCAUGGUGGAGCUGCGGACGGUUGGCUACAUCGAGAUAAACGGUCUCCAUGAUGCCGGCGACACGAAGGAGCACCUGAUCAACUUCAUGGUCGAGCAGUGGGGUUGCAAGGAGUACACGAAGUACUUCUGGGAAGGCGGCACAGAGUUCUGCGACUUGAAAUACACGUGCCCCGACAACUUCUACGAGCUUAACCUCCUGACCAACAACCUGGGAAAGAGGACUCUCGAGCUCGCCGGCUUCCUUGCACAGCAUGGCUGGGCUUUGAUGCUCUGCAACGGCGGAAGCGUGACGCCUGAUCCUCACCACUUCCCGAACAACAUCCUUCGAGAGCAGCAGGUGAAGUUCACGAAAUCUCCGGAGAAGGCAGCUGCACCAUUACUUCUUGUCGAGUUCCGGACGCAGCCUGCCAAUGACGAGCCUCCACAAUGGCACAGCAUCAUUGAGAUUGUUGGGCCCGACACGAAUGGAGUGUAUGCCAAGCUGCACGAUUUCAUCACUGAGUUCAUGGGCGGACAGGACAUUGGAGGGAACCUGACACAUUGUGACAAACUUUACCACUUCGAAGGCUUCGAACUUCAUAGUUCAGAGGUUGAAGAGAAUGGACGAUGGGGAGGGUUCAUGAAUGGCGAGAGCAACAUCGGCCAAUGGACCAUGCGACUGUGUGACUACAUGGUCGAUCAUCUUGGCGAGUGGGACUUGAUCGUUUGCAACAGUGACAAUUUGAGCACCUCGUUUCAGCAUGGCAGUGGCGACGGCAAGUACUUUAACAGCGUCACCGCGCGCGAGAUGCAGAUGGUGUUCCGGCACCGGCCCGGAGGGCGUGCGGUGUUCAUGGCUGCCGGCCACGUGGAGCCUUUGGGGAGGCCACCCUUGGAGCCCCCGCCUUACUGGACGGAGGAGGCGUGCGUUGCGGGGACUCUCGGCCAGAAGCUGGUCCCUGGCUCGCCGGAUGAGCUGGCAUGGAUGCAGGAGAUCUUGGACAAGACCUUCAAGAACAAGGUCACCCGUGAUCGCAAGGAUGGCCAGCCCCUGGCGGACCGCUACAAGGCCGUGCAGUGCAUCCGCAGCGAGCACCCGGGCCUGUGGGACCGCUUCGCGGAGCGCCGCCGGGUGGUCUCCGAGAGCUGCAAGACGCCGGGCGCCCUGGAAUCCUUCACCACGCCCAAGACGACGGACGCCUGCCCGGGCUUGGCGCAGCGCUGCACGCACGUGUCCGUGGGGAACCCGGCCAACCAGGCCUAUCUCCUGCACGGCACGAACCCGACCUCCGCCGUGGCCAUCUUGAAUUCCUCCUUCACGGUCAACCUUGCGGGCAAGAGCGCAGGCACGAUGUUUGGGCCCGGCGUCUACCUGGCGGAGAGCUCCACGAAAGCCGAUGAGUACGCUCGUGACGACGUGGGCGGCGAGUACGACGGCCUCUACGCUGUGCUGGUGUGCCGCGCGCUCCUCGGCCGGUCCUAUGUCACCGAGCAGGCCGGCGAUUUCAGCGACAGGGUCUUGAGCGGCGAGUUCGAGCACGUGCUCGGCGACCGGGAGAAGGCAGUCGGCACCUUCCGUGAGUUCAUCUUCUUCCACGAGGCUUCCAUCUACCCCGAGUAUGCCGUCUUCUACCGCCGCGAGAAGGACGGCCAGAUCCUGCCUCCCCCACCACGCAUGGAAGCGCCGGCCAUGGAACGAAUGGAGGGAGUGGAG
Molecule: messenger RNA, 2643 nt
Organism: Symbiodinium natans
Lineage: Eukaryota; Dinophyceae; Suessiales; Symbiodiniaceae
Source: the annotation of a GenBank genome assembly